This is a messenger RNA of Vicia villosa (hairy vetch), 622 nucleotides long. Its product is annotated as large ribosomal subunit protein eL18-like. Gene Ontology annotation, cellular component: ribosome; cytosolic large ribosomal subunit. The coding region runs from base 1 to 492 and encodes 163 amino acids. The record is from RefSeq and is a predicted model, not a curated record. Gene Ontology annotation, biological process: translation. Gene Ontology annotation, molecular function: structural constituent of ribosome; RNA binding. NCBI's taxonomy places the organism in Eukaryota, Viridiplantae, Streptophyta, Magnoliopsida, Fabales, Fabaceae. The transcript has 4 exons.
AUGCUGGUGAAAGAGGUUGAAUUUGAAGCUUCGAGAAGCAAGGGUACAAUAAAUCUCAAAGCCGACGGCAACAAUGAAUCCGAUGAUAUCUAUCUGAAGCUUUUAAUCAAGGUAUAUCGCCUUCUAGUAAGAAAGCUUAGGAGAGAAAGCAAGUUCAAUCGUGCUGUACUCGAUCAAUUGAUCAUUAGUAAAGACAACCAACUUUCAACAAUUUCUUUGACACGGUUGAUUGAUGCCUUGAAGGACAAGGAGGGCAAAAUUGGUGUUGUUGCAGGUGUUGUAACUGAUCUUGAUUCUAUCGUACAUGAUGUCCCAGCCAUUAAAGUUGCAGCAAUAUCUUUUACAGCAACAGCGCGUGCCCGGAUUGAAAGUGCAGGUGGUGAAUGCCUUAUAUUUGACCAACACCCCUUUGCUGAUAUCUCUGGACAUAACUCGGGCCUUGUGAUGGAGUCAACAACAUCUUGGUGGCCGGACCUCUCCUCUGAGGACUAGUAUAUAUAGGAGAAUGACAGUGUGAUUUUAAUAAUUAUUAUUUGUUUUUUUAAUGACAAUGCGAGUCAAUUUUGAUUUUAAUAAUUAUUAUUUGUUUUCCUAAUGACAAUGCGAGUCAAUUUUAAUAAUA